This is a messenger RNA of Alosa alosa (allis shad), 3262 nucleotides long. Its product is annotated as kelch-like protein 33. Lineage: Eukaryota; Metazoa; Chordata; Actinopteri; Clupeiformes; Clupeidae. The record is from RefSeq and is a predicted model, not a curated record. Gene Ontology annotation, molecular function: protein binding.
UCUUGAGGAGUGUGUGUGUGUGUGUGUGUGUGUGGCAGAGAUCUGCGGCAGGCAGAGAUCAGUUUGACCGGCAGAAACAAAAAAAAAGGUAAAAGCAUCUGAUCUAUAGAGGAACAAUGGAGUUCACUAGACGAUACCUUCCCAUGGAAUGGGAGGAACGCUGGAGGAGAGACAAAGAGAAGAGGAAGAGGGUGAUUGAGGAGGGAGGGGAGAAGAUAGAAGAGGAGAACAGAAGGCUCCAGUGGAUCAAGGCCUACAAUGACAACAGAAUGGGUGUGAAACACAGUGUGUGGCAAGAAUGCACAGGCAAAUACCGCAUCCCAGAGGACAAAGCUGCAGGGAUCAAGGAUAGGACAGGCUGUGGAGGAAUUAAACAGAUAUACCACAGUGCCACCUACACAAAGCAAGUGUUUCAGACUCUGGAGAACUUCAGGCACUGCUCGCUGCUUACUGACCUGACUCUAAGCACACAGGAUGGGCAGAGUCUCCGUGUCCACUCCCCUGUCGUAGCUGCGGUGAGCUUCCUGGUCCAGCAGAAACUGAAGGAGCAAGUUGGAGACUCUAGCAGGGAGAUCCAGGUCCACUUAGGCCCUGAGGUGACCCGUCUGGGCCUUGAUGCAGUGUUGGAAUUCGCCUACACAGGAGCCUUAACGUCUCUUAGCAGAGACAUGGCUACUCGGGUCCAGAUUGCGUCUCAUGCACUGGGGGUGCCGAGAGUUCUGGACCUUAUUGAAGAGGAAGAAAGGGAAGAACAAAAGGACCAUGGAGAUAAGGAAGGAGAGGAGAAGAAGAAGAGAAUGUCUGCUUCAGAACAGCUGGACAUUAGUCUACAGGCCAUCAAACAGCUGUGGACUGAGAAUGUGGGCUGUGAUAUUGUGCUGCAGGCUGAGGAGAAAGAAUUCACGGCCCAUCGUGUGAUUCUGGCGGCCAGCAGUGACUACUUCCGGGGCAUGUUUGCAAGUGGCAUGCGGGAGUCUCAGGAGCGCUCUGUCUCUUUGCUGUGCCUUGGUGAUGAGGAGCUGGAGGCCUUCCUGCACUGCUCCUACAGUGGGACUUUGGAGCUCACCUGGGACUGCAUUUUUGAUCUGGUCUGCUCGGCCCUCCAGUUCCAGAUCCAGCCCGCCCUCACUCUGUGUCUUGACUUCCUCGAGCGGGAAAUCAAUGCUGAUUCGUGUCUUGACGUGGCGUCGUUUGCUGAAGCCUACGGCAUGGGAGACUUACUUGAACUAGCCGACGACUAUAUUCUUAGACACUUUCUGGAGGUGUCGACCGUGCCCAAGUUCCAAGACCUUUCCGCAGAGAAGCUUCUGGAAUACCUGCGCUGUGAUGGCCUGUGCGCUCCCUCUGAGUUGACGGUGUUCCGGGCGGUUGUGUCCUGGCUGGAGGCCGACCUCGCCGAGAGGCUUCCUCAGGCCCCGAAGCUGAUGACGGGCGUGCGCUUCCCUCUCAUGACCUUCAGGGAGUUCCGAGAGGUGCGGGACAUCAACCUGAGCAUGGAGUGCAGCACGGAGGGCGAGGUCGAGCUCUACAGGACGGCGUUUAAGGACUUUGGCUUCGGGAUCUCCACCUUGGACGAUUGCUUCCGGGUGCGCCGUCCCAAGGACACGCUGGUGCUGAUUGGUGGGGACCAGCUCGAUCAGGACAUGGGCAUGCGGAUUCCCAGCAGGCAGCUGUGGUUCGCCAACGCCUUGCGGAACAGAAUUGGCCUCGUAAAGGACAUCGAGUGGAGGAUGCUAGGGGAGAUUCCUGAGCAGCCCCACUUUCGACACGGAGCAGCUGUACUCGCGGGAAAGCUCUACGUCAUUGGUGGGUGUCAUUUUUAUGCAAAGAAUGACACCAUGAAAUCAGGAUUCUGCUAUGACCCACUGCAGAACACAUGGCAAAAGAUAGCAGAUAUGCAUGAGCCGAGGAGCAAUUUCACAGCAGUGGUCAGAGAGAACCGCCUCUACGCUAUUGGAGGAGACAAAGACAUCAACACAAACCUGGACAGUGUGGAGGUCUACUGUCCAGACAGUAAUUCCUGGAGUUUUGCCCGACCUCUUGACCAGGCUCUCAGUGGCCAUGCAGCUGUCGUGUGGGAGGGCGAGAUCUUCAUCUCAGGAGGCCUGAACUGCGACUACAAGUGCUUGGUGUCCAUGUGCCUUUACCACCCAGAGAAGGGCACACUCUACCUGUCCGACAUGGCCCACGACCGUGCCCUGCACUGCAUGGAGUGCCUGGGUGGCCGUUUCUACAUAGCCGGAGUGUGCAACUUCCGGAAGUUCUACGCCAACCACCUGUCGUGCGAGGUGUACGACCCCUCCGCAGACUCCUGGUGCACCAUUGCGCCCCUGCCCAUCCCCCACGUUGGUGCAGCGUCGGCCAUUUUGGAGGAAAGGCUCUACAUCCUGGGCGGGUACUGCCAGGAGGACUACAGUGAUUCCAGAUUGGUGCACCGGUACGACCUGACCACCGCACGCUGGCUGAACGUGGGCAUAAUGCCUGGCCCCAACACAGACAUACGAGCCUGCGUGUUCCGCUUACCCACCGAACUGCGAAAAUGAGAAGGUCAGGCCAUGAGAAGAUUUUGUUUAGCCUACUUUAUGGCAUAUCGUCACUUAAAAGAAACACAAUGUAGAAAUUCCCUGUUUUAUCAAUUUUCAGGUACCCAUUUAGCACUGAGGGGAUACCCAAAUUGUGUAAAAUGGACUAAAAGGAUCACGCUCCUACUGCAACAUUACAUGUGCAAUACCAGCCAAGUCAGUGUAGCAUCAAAAUGAGCCGUUAUUUGAAAGUAAAAUACCUACAUUGUGUUGCUUUAGAGAAUGUUGUGGGUUUUAAAGCUGACUAGAGAUUUAAUACAUGACUAAAUAAAACAUUUUUUUAAGAACAGAUGUGGAUGCCACGUUGUUGCUAGAUAAUAAAGUCAUGAUGUAAAAUGACCCAAUUCACAUGUAAGGCAUAUAGGGAAGUUUGUAACACGCUACGCUUUCAUGAUUGUUCUCAUUUAAUUCAAGCAACUGAUUUUAAAAAAAAAUCCAGUUCAAUUUAUUUUUUGUUAUUUGUGAUAUGUGAGUGUGAAUGUGAAAUGUAACUUGCUUGAUGACAGGAUACUUUUUGUAUGCAUAUGAAAUGCUGACUUUCUCAAUUAGAUGUGUAUUUCUGGUUAAAGUCACACUUUACAGUUUUCAUAGAGAUUGGAAUAUUUUAGAUACAGUAUGUCGAAGAUGACAUAGUAACUAAAUUAUAAAUACAAAUGAUAAAUAAACAAACAGUCAUGUUU